ACAAAGUGAUAAAUCAACUUGGUGAAGAUGUAGGUCUUUAGUCUUCAUUUGGAGAUCAGUAACUUAGCUGUUUUGGAAAGCCAGAGGCAUUCAUUCCACAGAGAGGUGUCUGGAUUCAUGCCCUCCUUGUACCCUCCUUGAGAUAUGGUGUAGCAGUGCUAGAGGCUCAGAAGAAGGGAUACAUGCUUUAAGGCACAAGUGUGAACACUGAGUUGUAUUAAAUUGAAAGAGGGUGUAAGACGAGCCUCAGAGCUGAGCAGAAGUUUACUGGAGAGGAAUAAGAGUGGACGACAGUGGACAGCUUUAGUGACCCACCGAAUGACGGGAACAGCAUGUCAGGCUUCCUGCUCCUCCUCAUCCUCAGCGAGGUCCUACUCCCCAACCUCACCUGUGCAUACAGAGUGCGCAGGCAGACCACAAAGGUCCGGAUCAGUGCUAUAGGAGACACCAUCACGCUGAAGUUCCUGCAGCCCGACACCGACACUAGACUGGAGGGCUACAUCCUGGGCUAUGGCAGCAGCUUGUUCUCCAAACAGUUAAUCCAGCUCCCUGAUGACGGGGAACCGUAUGAAGCUGAAAUUGAUGCUGAGCCAAAAUAUCUAGUUGUAGUACAGCCAGUCAAAGGAGAAGAGAGGAGGAAACAAUGCACAGGGAAGGAAAGUCUGGAAAAGCCUCUGCAUCUGGUGAUUGGCUCUGUGACCGAGACAUCAGUAAUGCUGUCUUGGGGCACGCUGUUAAAUACCCUUUCCACUGAAACCAACCCUGAUGACUGCAUUGAGGAUGGUCAGUACACCGUGCGCUACAGAGAGAAGGAGCCCAAAAAGACCUGGAACUUUCAGACUUGUCCCACCAGGGAUACAGUCAUUGACCAACUCAAACCAGAAACACCAUAUGAGUUCGGGGUCCGAGCAGAAUCUCGCAAUAUCACUGGAGCCUGGAGCCCUCCAGUAAUUCACAACACAGCUGCAAAAGAUACAGAUAUUUAUACCCCACUGAAGCCUGAGAACAUUCUGAAGCCUAAGAAGCCCAUCACUGAAAGCCCUCCAACUUUCUCCCCCUUAGUGUCUGUCUCUCAGAGCAAACCAGCUUCCCUUCUCAAACACCCUGAACCUCCUCCUACACAGAGGGCAACUCUGGCAAAAGAUGUAGUCAUUCCUAAACCACUGAAGCCUGAGAACCCUCUGAGGCCUAAGAUAAAUCUGUCAAAUGCAAAGCCCGUCACUGAAAUACCUCAAACGUUCUCUCCAUCAGUGCCUGUUCUGCACAGUGUGACUCAGAGCAGAUCAGCUUCCCUCCUCAGUCCCUCAGAACCUCCUCCUACACAGAGCGUAACUCAAGACAUUCAUAAACCUCUGAAGCCUGAGAUCUAUUUGAGCCCUGAUAAGCCCAUAACUGAAAGCCCUCAAACUUUCUCCAAAUCAUUGCCUGUUGUGACUCAGAGCAGACCGACCUCUGUCCUCAGACAACCAGGACCUUCGCCUACGCAGAGGGUAAUGCAAGUUUUGCCCAAUGUGACUGAGCACAGACCAUCGCUCCUCCUCAGACACACAGCACCUCCUCCGAUUCCAAGGGUAACUCUGGGAGCAGGAAGCGAUGGCAUAAGAACUUCACGUCCUUCUGAAGAUUCAUUGUUCUUGACCCAGAACUUUACCUCAUCUUACACAUCAAUGAUUAAUACAGGAAACACAAAUAUUCUUAAAACUAACCAUUCUACUGAAUCAUCUCUUUUAAUUACAACCCUCCAAUCACUUCAUUCAACCCAAACCCAACUGAUCAUAAGUAAAACUCUAUUCAACACUCCCAAAUCACAGACCGAGAGAAUCAAGACUAUAUCUAGCACAGUCAAAGCAAAACUCAAUGCAACCAAAAAGAUAAAGACCCAACAUCACAACAAAAUUCAUUCCCAACCCGAGGCCAGCACAACAAAAUUCAGCACAACUACCAAGAACACACAUAAAAUGGACAAAUACUCGAUUAGUACAGUCCGCCCCAAGACCAGGUCACCACAAUCCUAUACAAUUCAGCCUAAAACAAGUAUAAAUCAGUCCCAACACAACACAGCCAAAGACCAACUCGAAAUUACUCAAAACAAGUUUACAACACUUGAACCCAUCACAUCUCAAUCCCAAUUGGAUAUAACUCAUCCUAAAGCCAUUGCAAGCCAAUCCCCACCCCACACAAUUCUAUCCCAAUUUAUUACAACCCAAUCCCAAAAAACUGAUCCCAAACCCACUGCAAACCAAUCUCCACCCCAAUCUAUUACAACCCAAUCCCAAUCCCAUAAAACUGAUCCCAAAUCCACUGCAACCCAAUCUCCACCCCAAACAAUCCAACCCCAAUCUAAUACAACCCAAUCCCAAUCCCAUAAAACUGAUCCCAAAUCCACUGCAACCCAAUCUCCACCCCAAACAAUCCAACCCCAAUCUAUUACAACCCAAUCCCAAUCCCAUAAAACUGAUCCCAAACCCACUGCAACCCAAUCUCCAUCCCACACAACUAAACCCCAAACUAACACAGUAAAAGACUACCCAAAAACAGGCCAACCGCAACCCAUGACAAUCUUGUCUCAACCCCUCUCAGCCCAAACCCAAUCUAUUGCAAUCUCAGCCCAUCCUCGAUCACUACUCAAUGCAACUCAAAUCCCAAAUAGCACAUUAAUACACUACCCAGGAACAACAACUCAAACUCAGGCCCCAAAAACACAAGUUCAGCCCCACCCAAUACAACCUCAACCUGACAGAAUCCUACCCAAAUACAAGAAAACCCAUUUCAUUACAACUGAAAACACAACAAAAUCCCAAACAAAAACAAUGCGACCCAGACUGACCACAACCCAAACCAAACCAAAAAAAAAAAAACAAAAGUCCAGACCACACCUAUCCCGCACAACUCAACCCCAACCAACCACAACCCAAUCUAGUACAGCUAAAUCACAAGCUAAUGUCAGGUCCCAUCAUCAACACAAUUAUAUAAUCAACCCAAAGUCUACUCAUGAACCAAAUAUGCACCAUCAGUUUAGCACAACGUUAGAAACAACAACAACAUUAAGCACUGAAUUUCCACAACCUGACCAUCACCCAACAAGUGCUACAAGAAAACUUUGUAACACCAACACAUGCAAAAACGGUAAAACUGAGCCUAUCCUCAGGGGUAAGCCAAAGCAACCUGUACAAACACCUUCAGAAAAAUCUAACACACAAAACUUUCCUCGGGGUGAAAAGAAGCCGGUCAACAAGAAGGUCCCAGUCAGCAAAAUGGCUCCGAGCCAAUCACUGGAUGGACACCAUACAAAGCCUGUUCUUGCCAGUGGGGCAACGAAUAGGAACCAGGGCCAAGAUCUGUCUUCACCUUUGACUUCUGUGCCAAGCACCUCGGCGCCUGCAGUUACGAAGCGAGUCUCUCUGGUAUCUGUUCCUAAUCCAAUAAGGUCGCCGCCUACCUACUCAAACACCUCGGUCAGGAAUCCACAGGCAUCCCAUGAUGAGAAACAUAAGGGGAGGUUAUAUCACAAACGUCACAAGUGGAAUAAAAAAAAGACUGAAUCAAAUGAAAUCAAAAACCAGAUAAACCAGGUGGACAAAGUUAAGGAAAAAGUAAUCGAUUUGAAGGUGGUGGAUGCAAUACCGAUUCUGAAACCUUCAACUCCUACACCUACCACUGAGAUCGAUCAAAAGCCAACACCAACAACAACACCAUUUUUUGCCUAUAAUGGUAGCCGGUAUAACAUGGGUGACAACUCCUCUGUAUUCAGUUCUCUUCCUAUCUCAGAUCUGGAUCCAAUGGGAAAGAAACGCUUUGUAGCACCUCAUGUGAUCUAUCAGAUAGACAAGCCUCCAGAAAAGCCGUGUUCUGUCACUCACGCUCUCAGCUACUUUCCUGAUGAGGAGAAUGGGGUAACAAACAUCACAGGCCCACCCAAGACUCCUCCUAGCAACGUCACUGUGGUUACUGUGGAAGGAUGUCCCUCAUUCGUUAUAAUUGACUGGGAAAAAACAGACAAUGAGACAACAGAAUAUGAGGUCACUUCCUCUGUUAAAAGUCCAAAUGGACGCGUCGUAUCUGUUGUAAAAACCAAUCAGACACAUACAGCUGUGGAAAACCUGAAACCAGAGAGCAGUUACGAGUUCAAAGUAACGCCUAAGAAUGAGCUUGGUUCAGGACCCUCCAGUGACUCGGUAUCCUUCAGCACUGAGUCGGCGGACCCUCGGGUGAGCGAAGUUCCAACUGGUAAAAAUGCUAUCUGGUCAUCAUUCAAAUUCGAAGCAGACACCUACUCUGAGUGCACUGGAAUGCAAUUUGUGAAACGUACAUGGUAUCGCAAGUUUGUUGGAAUUCAGCUGUGCAACUCAUUGAGAUACAAGAUCUACCUAAGUGAUUCACUAAAAGGAAAGUUUUAUAACAUUGGGGAUGAGACUGGAUAUGGAGAGGAUCAUUGCCAGUUUGUUGAUUCAUUCCUGGAUGGACGAACUGGAGGCCUGCUGCCACAGCACCACUUACCACUCAAACAAGGUUAUUUCCGGGCCAUGCGCCAGGAGCCUGUAAAGUUUGGAAAGAUUGGUGGUAGCACUCAGAUCAACUAUGUAGCCUGGUAUGAGUGUGGAGUCCCCAUUCCUGGAUCAUGGUAGGACCCCUGAAGCUGUCUGAGGAUGUAUCCGAUUAGAAUGUAUUGUGCGAGAGAUGACAAAGCUGACAAUGUAUAAAGAUGUACAGAAAGGGAAAAAAAUAAUAAGAAAAAAAGGUUCUAUUGAGUUUGUGUUAUCUGCAGUAUCUAAUGGCACAUAUAAUGCUUCAUGCUAUUUAUAUGCGGAACAAAUUUAUCUAGACAUUUAGAGAAAUAGCAGAGUUUAUGAAAGGGGUAGCAGGCUCCCUGAAUGUUUAAAACGUGUGUAUUAUUUAUCAAGAGGCUGGGGGUAACGUAUAUAUAGCAAUUUCCUGGCAAUUGGCAAAAAUUAGGGCAUUAAACAAGUGGAAUUUGGUCAUAUUGUGCAACUGGUAAUACACACACUAAAAUGCAAACAUCUGAAAUGGAAUUUAAUAUAUUAAAAAUUAGUUUCAAGACGUUUUUGUGCAAGUUUUACACAAAAUAGAUGUAAAUCAUUCGAUCAGCCGUAUCAUUAAAACUAGCCAGAGGUAAAGUGAGUAACGUUGAUUAUUAUUAUAUAAUGUUGAUAAAUUAGGCAGCAAGUGAACAGUCAGUUCCUGAAGUUAAUGUGUUGGAAGAAGGUAAAAUGGGCAAGCUUACUAGGACCAAACAGUGAUGGCUAGACAACUGGGUCAGAGCAUCUCCAAACCAGCGUUCCCUAAGGAAGAACAACCACCAGUGAACAGGUGAUAGAGUCAUAAGCACCCAAGUCUUGUUCAUGCACUUGGAGAGUGAACGCUAGCCUUCCGAAACAACGGAAGAUCCCACUGUAAACAAACUGCAGAAAAGGUUAAUGCUGGCUAUAAUUCAAAAGGCACCAGAACACAUCGAGCAUCACAGAUUGCUGUGUUUGGGGCUGCGUAGCACCAGGAUGCACUAUGGGAAAAUGGCAAGCUUGCAGGUGCUGUGUGUAGAUGCUCAGGGUACUGUUCUACUGGGAAAUCUUACGUCCUGGCAUUCAUGUAGAUGUUACUUUGACCUGUUCCUCAAACCAUUCCGGAACAGGUCAAAGAGUUCAUGGUAUUGAUUUGGCCUCCCAGAUCUCAGACCGAUCGAUCAUCUGUGGGACGUGCUGGAUGAACAUAUCCGAUUCAUGUAAGCUACACCUCACAACUCACAGGUUAAAGGAUUUGCUCCUAAUGUGUUGGUGCCAGAAACCACUGCACACCUUCAGAGGUCUUGUGGAGUCCAUGCCUCAAUGGGCCAGAGCUGUUUUGAGGUACAAGAAGGAACUACACAGUAUUAAGCAGGUGGUUUUAAUCUCAUGGCUGAUCGGUGUAUAUGGUUAUAUGUGACAUCUGUAAAUUAAACCCUCAUUUGGUUUUGUAGCUUUUGCUAUUAGUUACACAAAAUGAAUGUUGAUUUAUUUGAUCAGUUGCCGACCAUUUAACAUCACGAAUCUAUUGCAAUGUUAACACUAUUUAAAAAGGUGUUUUUGACAAAAUGUUUUUUUUUUUUUUGUGAAUGCUACAAAAUGUAUUACUUUCAUUGCAGAAUUCUUUGUGGUUUUUAUUAGAAGGUGCAAAAUGAAAUAAACAUUUUCCUCUGGA
This is a messenger RNA of Tachysurus vachellii, 6192 nucleotides long. It is a transcript of the gene abi3bpa, whose product is annotated as target of Nesh-SH3. The record is from RefSeq and is a predicted model, not a curated record. The transcript has 30 exons. Gene Ontology annotation, biological process: positive regulation of cell-substrate adhesion; extracellular matrix organization. NCBI's taxonomy places the organism in Eukaryota, Metazoa, Chordata, Actinopteri, Siluriformes, Bagridae. Gene Ontology annotation, molecular function: protein binding. Bases 333 to 4625 code for a protein of 1430 amino acids.